Cooperia oncophora is the source of this 2922-nucleotide messenger RNA. Lineage: Eukaryota; Metazoa; Nematoda; Chromadorea; Rhabditida; Trichostrongylidae. The record is from the annotation of a GenBank genome assembly.
AUGGGUGACCAGAAUGGUCGUCUAGACUCACCGCCGAGUAGCCAUGAGUUCGACAAAUCUGUAAGUCCACCAAGUCUCGACCGAAGCCGUGAGAGUGAUGCCUUCAGAUCGAACACUUCCAGUCCGUUAUUGAAUACAGAACCGCUACCACUUGAUGAUCAGUCACAUUGUCCAUACUGUCAUAAAGAUUUCAGAAAGCCACGUGUCCUGGAUUGUUUGCACUCAAUGUGCGAGGAUUGCAUAAUUGCGCAGUUGGAUGGUCGGCGAGAUGCACAAAAAGCAAAUGAGCAAUCCAGUCGCAACCCUACGGAUUGUGAACUAGAAACACCCAAGCUGAAGGAACGCCCUACUCCUCCUGGCGUCAUUCGCUGUCCAAUAUGUGCACAAGAGUCUCAUGUUGGAAACGAUGUACGCUACGUGCACACAAUGCUCCUUGAUUAUGUUCGGCUUGCGGAGAAUGAAGAAGCCGUUGGGGAGCGACGUUGUCGCGCGUGCAAAUCUGAGCAGCCAGCAAUUGCUGUUUGUAAGCAAUGCCAAUCAGAUUUGUGCUCGAACUGUUUAUCUGCUCACGGUGUUAUGAGGAUGUUUGAAGGACAUGAGGUAAUGACGUAUGCUGAAAUGGAACAACGCGGUCAGCGAGGAGAUGUACGUCCAGUGCAGUGCCCGACGCACUCACUCCCUUAUAAAAUGCUCUGCGCAACUUGCGAGACGUUGUGCUGUAAAGUCUGUCUUGAAAUGGAACACCUAAAUCAUAAGGUAGUCGAAGUGAAUGCAAGAGUGGUAUUCACCAUACAGUCGGAAAUUGAAAAGCUGGCUGACAAAGUGGAGAAAAAGUGGCGCGACUCGAUGGCCGAGUGGAGCGCUAUCCCGGAUCGGUCAGCUAGCCUCCAUGAACAGUAUGAAGCAGCGAAGGUUCAUGUGGAAAUGGCCUUCGACGACUUACUGAAGGCUCUUGAAGAAGCCAAAACCAACAAGCUUGCUCAGUUGGAGGAAACUCGUCAGAAACAAGAAGUGGCUAUUGAAGAUCUAUACAGAAAAAUGAAUCUGAAUGAAGCGAGAGUGAGCGAUGCACUGAGAUUUGCGCGUAACUUGCUGUCAAAAUCGAAUGGUAUGGAGUUACUGGCAAGUCGUCGUAAAGUUGUGCAACAGCUUAACAACCUAGCUCACACUAUGCCAGCCCUAGGAAUUCAGGUGGAACUGGAAUAUCAGCCGUUAUCGAAAAAGCAAUUAGACACGCAUAUGAAUGCUAUUUGUGGAAAUGUCAUCGGCCGAAUGGUGUCAGCCAACGUCAAGGAAACGAUAACAGUGCAGCAGCCACCUACCCAGCAAGUCCAGCAAAACCAGUCAGACUAUCCAGCAACUAGAGUUGGUGCUGCAACCUUGCCUGGCGCCACCGAUUGGAAUCGAUCAUUGAGCAAUGGUCAUGGGUCAACUGGUGACUUGGGAGCAAUCGGCAUUGAAAGAAAGAAAUCAAGUAUCUCGUCUGCGUGGAGCAACAGCAUCGGACCGUCCCGAGUCACUGGUCCGGGAGGCGAUGCAUUUGGCUGGCCUCCCAGUAGUCAUCCACCGGAUUUGCCUUCGCCUUCUCCACCGAUACCGUUGAAGGAUGUUGCUCCGCCAAGUUUCACCGUUGGUGGACCGGGCGUCAUCGGUCAGCCUUCAAACGCGACUCCUUCAGUCACCGCAUCGGGAGGAAAUCCUUUAUUGACUGGAGCAUCAAAUACCGCAUCUAUGAUCUACAACAACUACCAGUGGCCACCAUCAUCGAAUCCAGCUCAAGCAGCUGAUCUUCGUUUGUUUCCGCCAAUGUCACAUCCGUCGUCGGUUGUUGGAGCGAAUCAGUUGAAACUGGCUCAAGCACAGGCACAGGCAGCACAGCUUCAAGCAGCUCUCCUCUUGCAGAAUAACGGACUUGGAAAUCCCAAUCUACUCAUGCAGGCGCGACUGCGAUCGUUGGGACCUGGAGUAGAUCCACUUUUGGCACUCGGAGGGCUGUCAUUGGCUGGUGGUCCAGGGGAUGGCGGUGCUCUCCUAGGAAGUGGAGCACAGAGAAGUUCACCGCAAGAGGUCCUAAAUUCAGCUCGAGUACCUGACGUGUUUGGGACAAGCCAGCAAGGCAGUUCGAUGCGUGAAUUGCAUUGUCCAUCCGGUUUCUGUUUGUCAGAGAGCGAUGAUAUCCUUAUUGCUGAUACAAACAAUCACCGCAUUGUAGUUUGCGGACCGCCACAUCCAUGGAAGAUUGGCAGACCCGGAACAGAUGAUGGGCAGCUGUGCUUCCCGCGCAAAGUGAUUGCUUUGAAAGGUGACGUUACGAGGUAUGCUGUUCUUGACAAAGGUGUAGAUGGUAAAACACGUGCACAGCUGUUCGACCAACGUGGUGAAUUCAUCAAACGCAUCAACAUGGUGCCUCUGGUACCUCGCGGUGGAAUAGAAGUCUCAGCUGCUUCAUGCACGUCCUCAGGCCACCUUCUGCUAGUCGACACUAGUGGGGUGGUUUAUUGUAUUGACGUAGACGUACCGCGAGUUGUGUUCUGGUUUGAUGCGUCGUCUCAUCUUGGCGAAGCAAGCGACGUAGCCAUUUAUGAGAAAAACGUUUAUAUAACUGAUUUCAAGCAUCACUGCGUGCAAGUUUUCAACACUGAUGGGCAGUUUAUUCGUAAACUGGGUGAACCAUCACAAACACCGUAUCCAAUUGGUAUUGACGUAUCAAAGAAUGGUGACGUUCUUGUUGCCGAUACGCAUGGGAAUCAUCUUCACGUCGUAGUAUUCACUGCAGACGGCACCCUUCAACAAUCCUUUACGCAUAAUGAGUUCAGACUGUCUCGUUGUGUCGGUCUGCGUGUCGCUGGAAGCGGUCAUGUUGUCACUUUGUGCAAACAUAACCACACACUUUUCGUGUUCAAACCGCUCUACAUUCGUUAA